AGGAGAAAUGCUCACUAACAGGGAUGUAAACAAAUUUGUGCACAAAAUUUGAGCGAAAUAAGCUUUUUGUGCGUGUGUAACAUGUCUAGGCUCUUUUAUCUCAGCUCAUGAGACCAACACUUUACAUGUUGCAUUUACAUUUUUGUUCGGUAUAGUUUUAAAAUUAAUUUCUGAGUUCUAGUAAACGUUUAUAUUGUGAGAACGCCAGUGGGCGCAGUUUUUUUUUCGAAAGCUACAUUUGGCCUAUUCGACGACAUCCGUCCAUAGCUGUCGUUGGUUUGUCUGUCAGUGUGAUUCCACGUCUGUGAGAAUGGAAGGGGAACCAGACACAGGCGCGUCUUCUCGGGAUGAGAGAAAAGCUAAAGAGAAGGCUGAAAUACUGCAAAGGGAAACCCAGCGGAAGAGUUUCAAACUGGUCAGAGAGGAGAGACUGGAGAUUUGUGUAGUCCACUGUUUACAAGCUAGCUAGAUGUUAUGCUAGCCGGCUAGAAAGCUACACCGGCGGCUUGCAAAAUAACACUUAUUGCAAUGCAUUGCAACGUUUAACAAUGUUGAGAACUUUGGAUAAAACUCUGACAUUGUUCGUACCGAGUGACAUUGUCAAGAGUAGAUAUUGCCCAUUCAUGUAUUCCAAAGUAGCUAAGAUCCUGAAGAAGCAGGAGAGUGAGCGGACACAGGAGGAGUCUGCGGAUCUACUUCUGCACCAGGACACUGUACAGGAGCUGUGUUCGCGGCAGGUCCGCAGGAACAUUCUAAAGAGGAAGCAAGAAGAGGUAUUUGAUGAUACCGAGGACCUGAGGUGUAAAGUGGGACAGUUGGCUGAGGCAGUCAGACAGGCUCAACACCUGGUUAUCUACACUGGAGCUGGGAUCAGUACGGCAGCGUCCAUCCCAGACUACAGGGGACCAAAUGGGGUUUGGACACAGCUACAGAAGGGCAGAGCUGUCAGCUCGUCAGACCUGAGUGAAGCAGAACCUACUCUUACACACAUGUGUAUCAGGAUGCUGCAUGAGGAGAACAUGGUGCAGCAUGUAGUGUCGCAGAACUGUGAUGGGCUCCACCUGCGUAGCGGUCUUCCCAGACACACCCUCUCUGAGCUGCACGGCAACAUGUUCAUCGAGGUGUGUACUUCCUGUUCCCCGGUGAGGGAGUUUGUGCGACUCUUUGACGUGACGGAGCGCACCGCGAGGCACAGGCACGGGACGGGGCGGCGGUGCGCCCACUGCGGGGGCGAGCUCAGGGACACCAUCGUACAUUUCGGGGAGAGGGGCACCCUGGAGCAGCCUCUCAACUGGAGGGGGGCAUCGAACGCUGCUGAGAGGGCUGACGUUAUCCUCUGUCUGGGCUCCAGUCUGAAGGUGCUGAAGAAGUAUGGCUGUCUAUGGAGCAUGAAUAGACCUGCUAUCAGGAGACCCAAACUCUAUAUCGUCAAUCUACAGUGGACACCUAAAGACGACCUGGCCACGCUGAAGAUCCAUGGGAAAUGUGACGACGUGAUGCGUCUCCUUAUGGAGGAGCUGAACAUUCAGAUCCCUGCCUACAACCAGACAGAGGACCCUGUACUCAGCUUGGCCACGCCGCUGAGACCAGACGAGGAGGACAGUUACACUCGUAAACUCAUAGCUCCGCCCGCGGGCGGGGAGGACUGCUCACCAGACUCCCUGGGACAGGGUGGAGGAACAGCAGUACAAGGAGGCUGGUUCGGACGAGGAUACUCCAAAGGGAGGAAGAGGAAGAGGAGGAAGGUGGUGGUGUAGCAGAACGUUAAUCAUGGAGAAUCGUGUGUCAAAUUUCUACUAUCUCCUUUUUGUUCUGAUUGGUUGUUUUGAAACGGACCUUGAUAGUAAGGAAGACGUCACAGCAAACAGAAGUGAGGGGGGAAGAACCUCACUAAGACGGAGCUGUUUGUGAUGCAGAGUAUUAUGAAGUAUUACUAUGGUUUCAGAUAUACUACCUCUCUAAGCCUGAGGGAGCAUCCUAAUAAUCUCCACUUUCUGGUCGUCACUAGUUACCACAGCCGCAAAGUCACAAACCCUGCCUCUCUCCACAAUUUAAAAUGUCAUUUAAACCUUAACCACACUGCUAACCUUAUGCCUAAUCUUAAAUUAUGACCAACCCCCCCCCCCCCCCCCCCCAAAGAAAAUAA
This is a messenger RNA of Oncorhynchus mykiss (rainbow trout), 2146 nucleotides long. The record is from RefSeq and is a predicted model, not a curated record. Lineage: Eukaryota; Metazoa; Chordata; Actinopteri; Salmoniformes; Salmonidae.